GCAACGGUGGUGCGUACGGAUGGGAACUCUCUGCUCAAGGCUGUGUUCCUGAGCCGACUGCGCCUGACACGCCUGCUGCUGGAGGGAGGGGCUUACAUCAACGAGAGCAACGAACGCGGCGAGACGCCGCUGAUGGUGGCGUGCAGGACACGCCACACGGACGCACAGAGCGUGCCCAAACACAAGAUGGUUCGGUACGUUAAGGAGUGGGAACACCGCUCAGCAGAGCAGAGUGUCCCAACCGGCCAGUGCAGGCUUUUACUACAGUUAAACAGCCAAAACAGUUACACACCUAACUAAUACAGUUUGUAUUGAAGACUAUGAUUGGUUAAUUAGUUGAAUCAGGUGCUAUGGCUGGAGCAAAAUCCUGCACAGAAAACUGCCCUUUAUGAACAAUAUUGGCCACCAAUGGCCUGCCGUAGUGCCAAUAAGAUAGUUUACCUCCUCUUCAGGAGUUUCCACAAGGUAUUGAUCAACGUGUCAUCAACAGGUACCUGCUGGAGAGCGGAGCUGACCCAAAUAUCCAGGACAAGACCGGUAAGACGGCCCUGAUGCAUGCAUGUUUGGAGCAGGCGGGGUCAGAGGUCCUCUCUCUACUGCUGGGGAGUGGAGCUGACCCCAGCCUGGACGACCACUCGGGCUUCUCAGCGCUGGUCUAUGCUGUCAACGCAGGGGAGAACGAGGCCCUGAGAGUCCUACUGGACGCCUGCAAGGCCAAGGGCAAGGAGGUAAGGAUGUGGGUUUGAUUCCGCUUGGAAGGGUUGCAAAAUUCUGGAAACUUUCCCAGAAAUCCUGGUUUGAGGUUUCCUGCCGAUCCCCUUCUGAUUCCUGGAAUCCUCCAACCAGGACUUCUGGAAAACCUGGGAAUUUUGGGAAAGUAACCAGAGUUUUGCAACCCUUUGCUGGGGCCACCCAUUUGCACCCUCUAUUAGAAGUCGCUUUGGAUAAAAACAUCUGAUGGCAUUUAUUACAGGUCAUCAUCAUCACCACGGACAAGCUGCCGUCGGGACGCCAGAUGACCAAGCAGUACCUGAACGUACCCCCGCCUCCCGACCUGGAGGAGCGCCUGCACUGCACCCCUGGCUCUGCUGCCUGCUGCAUGUCCCCCUCAGAGAUCCAGCUCCGCACCCCUCCGCAGGGCACCUCAGCCACUGCCUCACCCCAGCCAGGGAGCCCCCUCCUGGGCCUCAGGGAGCACCACCACCAUGGUGGUGGAACCACCAUCUCUGGUUCUGCUGGUUCUGGUUCUUCAGGUGCUGGUUCUUCUCAGCCGGGCUCCCCGACCAGGGACCCUAACCCGUUUCGAGGCCCCGGUGUUGGGGUGGUGAAGCUGCUCCAUCCCCAGCGGCUCCACUCGGAGCCCUGGCUGCAGCAGAACAAGGCCUCUAGGUAGGUAGCCUAGACUAGAGGUUAGAGAAGUGCACCGGCAACUGGAAGGUUACCGGUUUGAAUCCUAUGUCUGUCAGGGAAAAAAAAUCUGGUGCGGAGUGGGUCGGCAACUGGAGGGUCGGUGGCAUCAGUGUCCUAGAUAUUAUCUCCUUCCCUUGAGCAAGGCACUUAACCCCUAAACUGCUCAUAGGGCACUGCACUAGUAGCUUCCCACUGCUCCAGCCUCUCCAACCAAAUAUGUAUGUGUGUGGGUUGUUUUCUUCUUCUUCCUCCAGCCUGACAGAGGAGCUGCUGGACAUCACCCCAGAGGAGGAGCUCUCCUUCAGGGUCAACGGCCUGGCCUUCUCUGGGUCCGGAAGGGUGGGGCCCGGGGCACAUCCGAUCGUCGCCCGCCCCCAGAGCAUCGAACCCAAGGAUGCCACGGGGCUGCUGGAGCAGGUCAUGAUAAUAAUAAUAAUAAAACUAAUAACUCUUAUCAUGUGCAUGUAAAAUUAUUAAUUUGUAUAUUUGUUCUCUUUCAGGUGGCUGGGAGCGAGGGAGGUGGCGGAGGAGGAAGAGGAGGCCUGAGUAGGAAGAUGUCUUACGACAGCGCUGCAGCUUAUUCCCACCCAAACCUCCUGCACCGGGGGGAUGGAGGAAGCUAUGGAGGCUGCCCCAACUGCCCCUGUGGCGCCCAUGAGCCUGUCCUCCCUGUACACAAAAUCUCUCCAGACUGUUACCUCCCCAACCUGGCUGUGUCCAGCCUGAGGAACGUAGUCUGCCGCCGCAACAUCGGCAUGGACCACUACAGCUCCGACUCCCAGCUGCCCCAGUUCGGCAGCCACAGCAGCCACCCAGAGAGUGGAGACUCCUCCAGGGGCGUUGUAGGGGGAACUGAGAAGCGUAAGCUGGUCGCUAGUAGAUCCUCCACACUGUCGGGCUCCCGGGAGUCCCUGGAGAGCGCUGCCCAGAGAAGGGGCCCUGCAAACCUGGAGAGGAGAGGCUCAGGGGCCCUGCUCUUGGAUCACAUCUCCCACACCCGCCCGGGGUACCUGCCCCCUCUCAACCCCCACGCACCCAUACCCGACAUCGGAGUCAGCCCCACCUCAACCUGCCCCAGCCUGAGUGGAAGCACCAAGGCACUGAAUCUGAAUGGGGGUGUUGCAGGGCCGGGAUCAAAGCCUCUUGUCCCCUGUGCUCCUGCCUUCCCCAGAGAUCUGAAGUCAAAGCAGACACUGCUGAGGAGACACUCCAUGCAGACAGAGCAGAUUAAACAGUUGGUCAACCUCCAGGAGACACUCCAUGCAGACAGAGCAGAU
Messenger RNA from Coregonus sp. 'balchen', 2687 nucleotides. NCBI's taxonomy places the organism in Eukaryota, Metazoa, Chordata, Actinopteri, Salmoniformes, Salmonidae. The record is from the annotation of a GenBank genome assembly.